AUGUUCCGCGCUACGUUCGUCGCUGCUAUCGCUUUCCUUGCCUUGACCGACAUAACGUCGGUGCAAGCACAAAACGAGGCUUGCGGUGAUUCCUCCGUAGAGCUGCAAGUUGGCGAAUACUACAAACCCUCUGUUACUGAGGGAUCAGGAGUCCCUUAUACGACGGCUACUUACCGCCGUUCACCAUGUCCAGCACUCAAUGCGCUUGCCAACCACGGCUAUCUGCCUCGUAAUGGUCAGGACAUCACGAAAAGUGAGCUGAAAGCCGUGAUCAUGGAUGUGCUCAACAGUGCGAAUGAUACGGCAACUGUACAGGUCAAUCCAGUGCCGGAGAUUUUCUCACUUGACUACCUGAGUCGCCACGUUCUACCGGAGCACGAUGCUUCUCUGGUACGCACCGACGUUUACUUUGGUCACGAUCCGAUGGAGAUUAACACCACACUUGCUGAAGACUUCCUGGCGCGUGGUGGUGCCAGUGGAAAGAUCAACACGACUGCGGUGGCUCACGCUCGCGCGGACCGAGUGACGAUGUGUGAGGCCAUCAACCCCGAGUGCACGUUUGGUGCCAACGAGAAGCAGACGGCAUUCCUGCAGGCGGCACUACUGCUUACGGUUCUUGGUCAAGGUGACUAUAUCUCUGUUGACCACGCAAGAUCGUUCCUAGUCGACGAGAAGAUCCCCAGUGACUUCGUGAAGGCGGCGGAACCAGUAUCGGUAGCGACGCUCACGGCGAAGUAUGUGGAGCUAGUGUCACAGGCCCCUUAAAAUUCACGUAGUAACUUACUGAAGGCGAGGAAAACGAUAAGAUGACAAGUAAAUCGGAAAAUUUACCACAUGACG
Phytophthora nicotianae INRA-310 is the source of this 840-nucleotide messenger RNA. RefSeq lists its product as hypothetical. The record is from RefSeq and is a predicted model, not a curated record. Gene Ontology annotation, molecular function: peroxidase activity. The transcript has a single exon. Bases 1 to 765 code for a protein of 254 amino acids. NCBI's taxonomy places the organism in Eukaryota, Oomycota, Peronosporomycetes, Peronosporales, Peronosporaceae.